AUGAAGCCCGUCAUGUUCGCCACCGCUCUCGCCACGCUCCUGACUCCAGUAGUCUCACGAUGCUCAAUGGACAACCGCUGGUGCUACUGGAUCGGAACUGCUCCUUUCUGCGAAAGUACCAAGUUCAAGAUCGGAGAGAUUGACGAGACCGGCAAAGUCCUUAAGGCCUGGACCAAGGAUAAGGACCGCGCAGAUCUCUGCACGACUUUCAACCAUGACGGCGAUAGACCUAGCAUGAGUUGCUGGAGCGGAUACAAGAGGCUUUGGUGUGAGGUUGAUGAGAUUCACUUACUGUGUUGGGGCAAAGGCGUGCUACGUCACUUUGGGCUGCUAGGUAAUUUCCUUGUACGUAGAAAGGACCAUAGGGGACGAUGGCUUCCAACUAUUAUCGUCUUCAUCGCGGUCAACGGGAAAGGAGCAGCUUUGGGAUCUUUUCUCGGCCAAAUCUUUAUUCUUAUCAGCUGA
Molecule: messenger RNA, 465 nt
Organism: Fusarium vanettenii 77-13-4
Lineage: Eukaryota; Fungi; Ascomycota; Sordariomycetes; Hypocreales; Nectriaceae
Exons: 2
Coding region: 1-465 (154 amino acids)
Source: RefSeq, a predicted model, not a curated record